Molecule: messenger RNA, 2613 nt
Organism: Fomitopsis serialis
Lineage: Eukaryota; Fungi; Basidiomycota; Agaricomycetes; Polyporales; Fomitopsidaceae
Product: SNF2 family N-terminal domain-containing protein
Exons: 11
Coding region: 1-2613 (870 amino acids)
Cellular component (GO): nucleus
Molecular function (GO): DNA binding; ATP-dependent chromatin remodeler activity; ATP binding
Source: RefSeq, a predicted model, not a curated record
AUGAGUGCAGCUGAUUCGGAGGGCAGUACGCCCGCGUCUAGCCCACCGCCACCAGACUCAGAUGAGAAGGAGCCUGAUGUGGAGGAGGACCAAGAGACAGCUGAGCGACUUCAAAUGCUCACCAACCUGCUCGAGAAGUCCACCGUCAUCGUGGAGGUUCUGAAGCAGCAAAUGGAUAGGGUGAAGUUGAGCGGUACUCACCGCACGAUCAAACGCAACGCACCGACGUCGAAGAGGGCCGAGAAGUCCACCUCCAAUGGCAAGGCACAUACUGCAAAGCGCGUGAAGUUGGACGAGGAUCCGCAGGCCACAGACACGUAUGACGCGAAGGAUGCGAAGGACACGACGCCGUUCGAACAACCUGCACUGAUCACUGGUGCGACAUUGAAAGACUAUCAACUGGAAGGUGUCGCCUGGAUGGCUGCGCUGCACCAGAGUGGAAUGUCGGGCAUCCUAGCCGAUGAGAUGGGUCUGGGAAAGACACUCCAAACCAUUGCAUUCCACGCUUUUCUGCGUGAGCGCUCUUCGCUACCUUUCCUUGUGUUGUGCCCGCUCAGCGUGUUGAAUAACUGGGUGGAAGAGUUUGAACGCUUUGCUCCUGACAUUCCUGUGGUCAUGUACCAUGGUACGCCCGAGGAGCGUGCUGAGAUUCGACACAAAAAGAUGGUGUUCUCGGAAGCGGACAUGCAAGCCCAAAACAGACAGAAAGGUGGUUCCUCUCGCGGGGCCAGCCCAGCUGCUUCCUCAUCUUCAUCGAAGGGGAAAUCAAAGACUUCAAAGAACAAGGCCACAGCGAACAAUAACAAGGGCCGUGCUAACUCGUCUCAACCUCGCGUCAGCGUCAGCAAGAAGGCAACGUCCCUACCUCCACAUCAGCGCACCAAUUUCCCCGUGGUCAUCACGACAUAUGAGAUGCUCAUGAAGGAUCGCGCCUACCUGGCGGAGUACUACUGGGGCUUCAUUGUCGUCGAUGAAGGGCAUCGACUGAAGAAUAUGAACUGCAGACUGAUCCGCGAACUCAGGAUGAUACCAGCAAGCUCGAGGAUGAUCCUCACAGGGACACCGCUGCAAAAUAACCUCUCCGAGUUAUUCGCUCUCCUGAACUUUGUGCUUCCCGAUAUGUUCUCUGAUCCUGAGGCGUUCGAGAAGUGGUUCAAUCUUCCGCAGCUGCAAGCUAAUCUCUCGAGCUCGCGUUCCGCUCAGAUCAUACACUCCCUGCACUCGAUCCUGCGACCGUUCCUGCUUCGGCGACUCAAGGUCGAUGUCGAGACUAACUUGCCACCAAAGAAGGAGUACGUGCUCUACGCGCCUCUGAGUGAGCGCCAGCGCGAACUGUACGACGCCAUCGCGAGCGGAGGCCUGCGCGCGCUCCUCACCAAGGAGGCGGCCGAGAAGCAAGGCCAGUCGGACGACGAGGAAGAGGUUCCGUUGAAGGCGCAGGCAAAAGGGAAGGGCCGAGCGGGACUGCGGCGAACCAAGCGAAAGAGCUACGCUGUGGAUGGGAACGAUGACGAGUACUUCAGGAAGCUGGAAGCUGGAGAGAUCGACGACAUCAGGAGAAGAGAGCAGGAGAAAAGUAAUGAAGAGCUCGCACGCGAAUGGCGCAGGAAGGCACUAUUGUCCAAGGUGAACCGGAUGUCGUUGCAGAACAUGGUGAUGCAGCUCCGCAAGGUCUGCUCGCAUCCGUUCCUCUUCGAUUGGCCGAUAGACCCGAAGACCCGCCAGCCCGUGAUCAAUGACGAGUUGUCGACAGCCAGCGGGAAGAUGAUGGUCCUUGAACGGCUGUUAGUAGAGCUUUUCGAGCGGGGCCACAAGGUGCUGCUCUUCAGCCAGUUCACGACUAUGCUGGAUAUCAUUGAGGACUGGGCUACUGAGUUCAAGGGGUGGUCGCUGUGUCGUAUCGACGGGUCGACGUCCAUGGCCGAUCGGCGGGAUGAGGUGGACAGGUUCCAGAAGAGCGGGGACGCUCCCGACGCGCCGCGUCUCUUUCUGCUCAGCACGAGGGCUGGAGGAUUGGGUCUCAACCUAGUUGCUGCAGAUACGGUCAUCUUCUACGACCAGGACUGGAACCCUCAGAUGGACCUGCAGGCGCAGGACCGGGCACACCGCAUCGGGCAGACGAAGCCCGUGCUCGUGUUCCGCAUCGUCAGCAAGCACACCGUCGAGACGAAGAUCAUGCAGCGCGCGAACGACAAGCGCAAGCUCGAGGCGCUCGUCAUCGCCAAAGGCGAAUUCAAGGACCCGACGCUCGCGCCGAGCCGCAACAGGAAGGAGACCAUGGCCGCGAUGGCCGCGGCGCUCCUCAAGCUCGAGGGCGAGCAGAUCGAGGUCGUGCCGAGCACGGCGGCGGGGAAGGCGAGCGUCGUCAGCGAUGAGGAGCUCGACGUCUUGCUCGAUCGCAGCCCUGAGGUUUACACGGAGCGCGGCAGAGGGUGGACGUCCGCUGGCUCGGCGAUUGGGGAGAAGAAGGGCGUGGAGAAGGAGGGCAAGGGUGGUGCGGCGCGGACGGCUGCGUUCGCGGUGUAUGAGGCGCCUGUUACUAAGGGAGGCGACUUCCUGGCCGAGAUGUUGGGAGAGGAAGAGGAGGAGGAAGACGAAGAAGGACGGGCAUGA